UCGCCCAGAGAAGGAAAGUCUGUUGACAGCAGAAAUCACACCCAGGCCAUUUACAAGUUUUAACACGUUUACAGUUUUACUAACUCUAUCCAGCAUCGUGUUGUACUGUCUGGAGGUCGUAGGAGCUCUCAAGGUAUGGAAUAUGGCAGCACCUGAAACGCAGCUUAUGUUAAGCGUCGGAUUAAUCGAGAAAGACGUGAAUGGAGACACUCUGUGGGUAUGGUGCUACCCGUCUGUGAGCGCAGGCCUGAGGCAAGUCCUGCUCAGCAAGUGCUGUCUGACACAGGACAGACGGGAUUUCCACACCUUUGUGUUCGGUCAGUACUGUCGCACCUGGUACUACAUCACCACAGUGGAGGUGCAGGAGCCGACAGCGCUGAACAAGGUGACUCAUUUCUCAAUAGUUGUUACAGCAAAAGACUUCAACCCUGAGAAGUACGCGGCGCUCAGUAGAAUACUCUGCAGGAUGUACAUCAAACAUGGCAGCCCGGUGAAGAUGAUGGAGGCUUACGUCACCGUCCUCACCAAAGGAAUUUGCCAGAGUGAUGAAAACGGCUCAUUUCUCAUAAAGGACUAUGAUGUUCGGAAAGCGUUCUUGGCCGGCUCAGUCAAAGAUGUGGUGUCUCAGUUUGGCAUGGAGACGAUCAUCCUGUAUACCGCUCUCAUGCUGAAGAAGAGGAUCGUUGUCCAUCACCCUCGGAUUGAAGCAUUGUUGGAGUUUACAAGAGUUCUUCCGACUCUGACAUGGCACCGGAAAGACUGGUCCAUCCUGCACCCGUAUGUGCACCUGACUGAUGCUGAACUGGAGGAUCUUAAGAAAUGUCCCGGAUAUGUAGCAGGAUUUGUAGAUCCUGAAGUGAGCAACAGAUCGGACUUGUUUGAUGUGUAUGUGAACCUCCCAGACAGUGUCAUCACGGUAUCCCAGAGCGCUAAAGAGGCAAUGGCUAUGGGGAAGCUGCACAAGGACGUUGGCCACCUUAUCGUCCAGUCUGCAGAGGAUGCUGAGAGGUCAGACAGUCAGGUCAUUAAGGAUAUUUCCAUCAAAACAAAAGAGAUCCUCGCCAACUUGGUGUCCCUGGCUAACGAAUGCGAAGACUCUAAAAUCACAUUGGAAGAUUUAAAGCAGCAUCACUUCCCUCCGGCGACAGAGAACUUCCUCUUUCAUUUGGCAGCUGCCGAGCAGCUCUUACGGAUAUGAACCUUUUUUCAGACGCCGCGCUGCAGCAGCAUGGACUCUGCUGUUCUGCAUAUUUAAGAUAAUUACUGUUGUCUGAAAGGCUUGUAGACACUCUCAUUGAUAUCAUUAGAGUGUGCACACGGAGCUUUCUCACAGUAUUUGUUAUGUGAGGUUGGAAAGCGACACUUGCACUGUCGACAUGACUCACAUACCAAAACCAGGAUGUUGUUACAUCAUACAAUUAAAGGAUAAGUUUGGCUAUAUGGGGGUCAUUCUAUGUCAAAUCAGAUAGUUUUUUGUUUACAUUUUAGAUUUUGUUAAAAUCUUACAUAUAUGCUGUUUAACCCUUGUAUUUAAACUGUUGAACCCUAAGCAAAUCGGCAGAUUUCUUCCAAAAAAUAGGGGGAAAAAGGCAAUGAUAAAGUUGGCAAGAAAUUUCCUGCUAUUUACAAGAAAAUAGUGAUGCAGAAAUUGUUUUUAAAAACUUGGAAACAUAUCUAAAACCAAGCUAUAUAAUUUAAUU
Molecule: messenger RNA, 1700 nt
Organism: Plectropomus leopardus (leopard coralgrouper)
Lineage: Eukaryota; Metazoa; Chordata; Actinopteri; Perciformes; Serranidae
Gene: dennd10
Product: DENN domain containing 10
Biological process (GO): protein transport; regulation of early endosome to late endosome transport
Cellular component (GO): late endosome
Molecular function (GO): small GTPase binding; guanyl-nucleotide exchange factor activity
Source: RefSeq, a predicted model, not a curated record